AUGCAGUGGUCAAUGGGUGCGUGUCUUUGCGGGGUCCUGCUCUUGCAGCUUCAGGGUCCGGCGGUGGACGCCAAUUUUUGGGACGACUAUCCGGUGACGUUGACGCAAAUGCUGUCGAAAAUGCAGUUGAACAUCAGUGGCGAUAUGGUGCGACAGAUGGAAAACAAAUUCCUCGUCCACAUGCCAUCGGUGUCCAAGAUCAAUUCGCCCUUGGAGGUGACCACCGGCGAAACGUCGGCGGAUGGCACGCUGGUGGUCGGCCACAUCAAGGGCAAAGAAGAACAGGGGCACACCAGCUACACUGGUGCCGUGGUUGGUGGUGACUCCGGUGGACCGGCGGUUUGGGUCACCGGAAGUCUGAUCGAGGACGCGGAACACACGGAGGGCAAGGCCGUCAUAAACGCCACACCUGAUAUUAAGGAGUAUGUGGCAAAGAAGUCUGUUAGUGAACACUUUGAUGCGAUCAAGGGCUUGGUUGCUGACAUUGCGACGAAACCUCAGUACAAGCCGCUGCGGACGCGCAUCCAGGAUGGCUUAGAGGCGUUUGCGGGCCGAUAG
Messenger RNA from Macrosiphum euphorbiae (potato aphid), 558 nucleotides. The record is from the annotation of a GenBank genome assembly. Lineage: Eukaryota; Metazoa; Arthropoda; Insecta; Hemiptera; Aphididae.